AUGUCUCGUAACCGUCUCAACAUCUCAAACCCGAAACCAUACACAUCCCCACGCCAGCAGCCGGCCCCGGAGCUUGAAUAUGACUACAGCGACAGCUACAGCUCGCAGGCUCCUGGGCCCGGAGAUGUCUUCCCUGGCAGCACGCCGGCAGGAUGGUCCGGCGCAGCAGGUGCAGCCGUCGGUGGCAGCGGGAACCGUGCAGGCCUCGGAGCUGGCUCGUCGUUGAGGUCAAACGGCACCGCGACGCAACCGGCCUUCAUGCCGCCCGUGUCCAGCACCUCGCCCUUGCGACCUGCACGCUCGCAGCGGCGGUCGCAGGUGCCAGCAGGUACCGGCGCGUCAAUGAGCACCUCCCCCGGCCAACUGGUCGUCGACCCAACAAUGCUCCAUAAUGGCGCAGUCUCCCUUGACAGCCCCGCCGGCAUGACCCCCAUCACGCCCACGUCGCCGACCGUUGCCUCAGGCGCAUUACCCGGAUCUAGUCCAGGGGGCGCCGACCCGUGGGCGGCCGAGCGCGCACUCCGCAGCCAGGCAAGACAGCAAAGUCACAACGCCGAGCAGGCAGCAGCGGCAGCACAUCGUGGUGUUGGGGCACCGAACGACGCGGUCCGCAGAGCUGUGGACGCGUUCAUGACUGGUUCCAAGCAUCGCGAGGAGCCGUCUGCACGCCGACCCCCAAGGCGUAAGCAGCAGGCAACACACGAUAACUGGGACGACCUCGGCAUGAACACUGGCGGCAAGUUUGCCGAGAUUGACUCUGUCAUGCUCCGAAUCCGCAAGGACUGGCCGUUCAUCAUGGAGGGUGAUUUCACCCCAGCAUCUCUAGCCCUGUCUCUCCUGUCGGCCCAGUCCCAACAGUCGCAAUCGUUGCCAGACCAUCCGGACCUUCAGUCGUUCAUGGCCAUUCACUCGGCCCUGUCGUCGAGCUUGCAAAAGGCCGUGCAGUCACAUUUCCAGACAUUCGCAGCGAGCCUGCCAACGCACGCCAACUUUGUGGCUGCGCUGGAACGCGCGCAGGCGCAGGUCAAGUCGUCGCGUGAGGCGCUCAAGACGGCCCGCGAUGGACUGAGCGACAAGGGCAAGGCCGAGCUUGCCAGUGUGCGCAUGCGCGAGAGGAUGGUCCGCGAGAUGCUCCAGAUCUUGGACUUGAUUGACGAGCUGAAGCAGGUGCCGGAGCAACUUGAGAGCUGUAUCGCGGACAAGCGCUUCCUCCAGGCCGCGUUGCUGCUUGUCCGCAGCAUCAAGACGUCCAACCGCGAGGACGUUCGUGAUAUUGGCGCCAUGUCCGAUCUCCGGCAGUACUUCCAGUCCCAGGAAGGCACUUUGACCGACAUUUUGGUGGAAGAAUUGCAUAACCAAAUCUAUCUCAAGACCUUUAACAACGAGACCCGCUGGCGCGCGUAUGUGCCGGGACAACAUGACCUCCCCGUCAUUGAAGACAUUGAGAAAACUGUAAACAAAGUGGCCGCACACCAGGCCGCCGUUGCCGACAAGGAGCCGGCGGUCGACACGACCCGCUUCUCCCGCUACAUUUCAUCACUGGCAGUCAAGCCCAACCACGAGCCAAUACUCAAUGAGCUCGCGGCACAGAGUGCCAAUGGACGAGGGUCUGCGGCUCAAAAGAACACGUCGUCAAUCGCUUCGUACGCAUCCGGCAACUCGGUGACCAUGACCGACAGCGGAAUGGGCGCCGGCGGUGUCGACUCGUUCUCGUACAUGGAGACAUUGUUGGAAGCGCUGGCAGCGUUGGGUCGCCUGGGGCAGGCACUGGAUACUCUUGUCCAGCGCGUGCCGACAGAAAUCCACACUCUCAUCGAGGCUACCAUGGAGGAGGUGGAGGAGCGCGCCGAGGAGCGCGCCGAAGACUGGAGCACCCAGAUGCGUCCGCCCAGCAUGUUGCUAGCGGGCAGCAAGGACCUCGAGAGGAUGCCCCUGUUUGACAACGAUACGCUUCGUGUCAUUGGCUCACUCAACGGCAGUGGUCCACCCAAGCACGCAAUCACCCUGCGUGACCUGCUGUGGACACUGUACUCGAAGCUCUCUGCCGUCAUGGAGGGUCACCGUGCAGUGUACGAGGUGGCGCGCUGGAUAGCUUCUAGGCGAGACUUCAAGGACACGUCCCGGACAGACUCCACGCUCAAUGUUCCCGUGGUUGAGAUUUGGCGUCCAGUGCAACUAGAAUUGCGCUCGCUGCUUCAGAUCUACCUGGCCGACGACACUCAGGGUUCGUCCUCGAUCCACAACUCUAUCCCGAGCGUCAACGAGGUGCUCCGCGAAGGCCGUCUUAUUCGUGACAAGCAGAGGGAGUUGUUUAAGUUUAGCGACUCGGACCCACGAGCGGUCAACAACGAGAUCAAGGAAAUUGACGAGGCGCUGAAGCAGACGCUGCGCGCAUCAGUCCCCGGCCUUAUCAACCUCCAGGCAGGCGAGAGUGUCAAUGUCAUCAGCGGCAGCGGGUCGGCAGACGAUCGCUACUCAGCGACACCCAACUACCGCACCCUCAUUCCCGCCAACCCCUUCAACGUCACCAUCCUCUUCGAGCCCACCAUCGCCUUCAUUGAGCGGGUGACAACCAUUGUGCCACCCGGGUUCGAGGAGGACAUGCCCCUGUUUGGGGCUGUCCUCGAAGAGUUUGUCGCCAACGUGUUCCUUCCGACAUUGGACGAAAAGGUUACCGCCUCGUUCCAGCACGCCGUUUCCGGAUACGAUGCGUUCCAGAUCGACCACCGCCCGUCGCUGCAGCUCGACAAGCCUCCUCUUAAGUCCAGUGUGCGCGUUAUGGCCCUCAUCCAGAGUCUAUGCGCUAUGCUGCAGGAGACACCGUUCCACCGCGAAAACUACAGCCGUCUCAUUGUUGGCGUUGUGGUGCAGUACUACCAGCAGCUCAAUGGCCGCUUCAAGGACCUUGUCAUGCUGCCUGCUGCUGAGGGAACAGCGCCUGCUUCAGCACUGCCGGCAACAUGGGCCCAACGUGAGGACCUGCAACCGGUCCUCAUCGAGGUUCGCAAGGUGCCUCCCAAGGACCAUCAGGCGACAGAACGCGUCGGACAGCGGGAGGUCAAGCUGGAGAUGGGCUUGCUCAACGGUGUGUCGCCGCGUGAGCCCCAGCUCAUCAACUCGAACCGCAAGCUGGAGUCGCUUGGUAACCUGGCCAACAGUAUCCGCUGGUUCAUGAGCGCUUUACUAGACUUGCAGCAGCUCGCCGACGAUGACACCCUCGACAACCCCCAGGCCAAGGUGUCCGAGCCUGGCGACUCGCCGCGCUUACCUCUGACCAAAGCCAUGUCUGAGCGCUUCGAGGCUAUCGUUCAGACGUAUGAGCAGCUCAUUGACAUGACGCUUAACACGCUGCACCUCGAAGUCCGCUGCCGCGUCCUUUGCAACCUCAAUGGAUCUUUACAGAGGACCGACAUGCGGCUCGAGAGCGAGACGCUUGAACCCGACCCGGAUGUCGUGGAUCUCAACACGACACUCAUGGACAUGGACACGAUUGCUUCGCGCACGCUGUGCGCCGAAGACCACGACUUCGUGUUCCGUGGCCUUGCCCAGCUCAUCGACCACGUCAUGGUGCACGCCGCGCGCAAGAUCAAGGCCAUGAAUGCCGCUGGUGCUCACAAGCUGCGCCGCAACGUCUUGUCGCUCCAGCAGACCCUGCGUGGUAUCCUGCAGACCGAUGCCGAGGGCAUGCUCAGCCGCGCGGCAGAGUACUGGGACCUGUUUGACAAGGGACCAAAGUACAUGCUGGAGAGCAUCCGCACGUCCAAGCCCCUGUUUUCGUUUGAAGAUUACAAUGCCUUGUUGACGUUGAUGUGCAAGAAGGACCCGGAGGACGACGCCAGCUCCGAGCUCAACACGUACCUCAUCGACCUGCAUGCAAUGGCCAUGAGUGUAGAGGGGUGGGAUGUGGAUGUUUAG
This is a messenger RNA of Apiotrichum porosum, 3915 nucleotides long. RefSeq lists its product as uncharacterized. The record is from RefSeq and is a predicted model, not a curated record. The coding region runs from base 1 to 3915 and encodes 1304 amino acids. Gene Ontology annotation, biological process: exocytosis; Golgi to plasma membrane transport. Gene Ontology annotation, cellular component: exocyst. The transcript has 7 exons. Lineage: Eukaryota; Fungi; Basidiomycota; Tremellomycetes; Trichosporonales; Trichosporonaceae.